AUACAUGUGAAGCUACAAAAGGCCAUUGCAAGAGAUUACCUACUUUUCACUUGCACACAAUUACUACUUCAUAACGUAACAAAAUUGAACACAAAUAAGGAUCUCUCUUAGCCUCGGAUCGUCCGCAGUUGUAUUUAGGUUUCUUCUUCUUUUUGGAGCAUCACUGAAAGCAAUAUAUUUGGGAUGCACAAAGAUGGGGUUGAGCAACAACUCUUGGCUCUUAGAUGCCUCUGCUUUUCCAUCUGCAUUGGGAUUAUUCUGUUUUCUACACGAUGAUUUCAAAUUUGCAGCUCAUAGAGCAUUUAAGUUCUCAUGCCAAAUGCACAAUGAAGCAACAGUGAUUAAGAAUCUUGUCGUGCUGAAGCAUGGCCUUGUUGCAGAUGGUUGAACACUGAAACAAGGCCUCCUAUCCGUAAAAAGAGAAUCAUUACAUCAACAGGAGUAUUAUUAAUAGUAUAAAGUAGGGUGGUUGGUUGAAAAUAGAGAAGAAAGAAAAUGUAUUGAUGCAAAAAUAUGAAUUGGGGAGACUAUUAGGUCAAGGCAACUUUGGUAAGGUUUAUAAUGGAAGGAAUCUAAAAGGCGGACAUAGUGUAGCCAUUAAGAUAAUUGAUAAAGAGAAGGUUCAGAAGGCUGGACUGAUUGAACAAACCAAACGAGAGAUAUAUGUUAUGGCACUGGUCAAACACCCACAUGUUGUGCAGCUAUAUGAGGUCAUGGCAACUAAGACUAAGAUUUACUUUGUGAUCGAACAUGCCAAAGGUGGCGAGCUUUUCAACAAGCUUACAAAGGGGAGGCUCAAGGAAGAUGUUGCUAGAAAAUUCUUUCAACAACUAAUCAGUGCCGUUGUCUUUUGCCACAGCCGAAAUGUUUAUCACCGUGAUCUCAAAUCGGAAAAUAUCUUGUUGGAUGAGAAUGGAAACAUAAAGCUCUCAGAUUUGAGAUUGAGUGCAUUGGCCGAGUCUAAGCAGCAAGAUGGGUUACUCCACACAACUUGUGGUACACCAGCAUAUGUUGCUCCUGAGGUGAUUGGUAGAAAAGGUUAUGAUGGUGCCCAAGCUGACAGCUGGUCUUGUGGGGUGAUCUUAUUUGUCUUGUUGUCUAGUUAUCAUCCAUUCCAUGACUCAAAUCUUAUGAAUAUGUAUAAGAAGAUAAGCAGAGCGCAGUACAAAUGCCCUAAUUGGUUCCCACUAGAAGUGCGUAAACUUUUCUCUAGGAUCCUCGACCCAAACCCUUAUACAAGGAUUUCAAUAGCCAAAAUUAAGGAAAGCUCCUGGUUUAAGAAAGGAUCCGAAUCCAGACAUGUGGGAACAAAACAAGUAGUGAAACAAAAUGUUGUUCCAGAUUGCGAUGCUAUUUCCCGUUCAAAUUUGGAGAAUAGUACCUCUUUCUCCGACACCAAGCUAGAGUUGAAAAAACCUGCAAACGUUAAUGCAUUUGAUAUCAUCUCUUUCUCAAGAGGGUUUGACUUGUCUGGUUUAUUCACAAGAAAUGAUCAAAAGGAGGAGCUGCAAUUCACAUCAGUGAAGCCUGCCCCAGUCAUCUUAUCCAAGCUUGAGAAAGUUGGCAGAAAUCUGAACCUAGAAAUAAAGAAGACAGAGGGUGGAUUUUUUAGAUUAGAGGGAUUAAAUAAGAGAAAAUAUGUAACUUUGUGCAUUGAUGUGCAUAUAUUUGAAAUUACUGAAUCCUAUUACUUGAUUGAGCUGAGAAGGUCAAGUGGUGAUGCGAUUGAGUACCAAAACAUGUUGAAGCAAACUAUCUAACUAGCUCUUGAGGAAAUUGUUUGGGCUUGGCAAGGUGUCCAAUCUCAUCAUUAGUAAGUAGAAUCUCUAAAAUGAAGCUUCUGAUUUCCAUAUGCUCACUCUAUCUGCUGAUCAGACUUUGUAUUAGUAUUUAAAGUUAUUCUGUUUGUUUGUUGUGCUAGUUAUAAUUUUCAUUUUAACUAUGUUUCAGCACCUGUGGUACGAGCUCUUUGACUG
This is a messenger RNA of Solanum dulcamara, 1976 nucleotides long. RefSeq names its product CBL-interacting protein kinase 18-like. The transcript is spliced from 2 exons. Gene Ontology annotation, biological process: protein phosphorylation; signal transduction. The record is from RefSeq and is a predicted model, not a curated record. Bases 504 to 1760 code for a protein of 418 amino acids. Gene Ontology annotation, molecular function: ATP binding; protein kinase activity. Lineage: Eukaryota; Viridiplantae; Streptophyta; Magnoliopsida; Solanales; Solanaceae.